Brassica oleracea var. oleracea is the source of this 2486-nucleotide messenger RNA. Its product is annotated as receptor-like protein 12. Lineage: Eukaryota; Viridiplantae; Streptophyta; Magnoliopsida; Brassicales; Brassicaceae. Bases 11 to 2383 code for a protein of 790 amino acids. The record is from RefSeq and is a predicted model, not a curated record. Gene Ontology annotation, molecular function: protein binding. The transcript has a single exon.
UUUGUUGGAAAUGAAAAUUCAUUUUGCCGUUUACAUCUUCACCACCUGUUUCUUUGGAUGUGUCAGUGUGACCAGCUUCCCAGUUCCUCCUAGUCCGGACCAAGUUGAGAUUCUUUUGGCUUUCAAGAAUGAGUUUCCAUCCCGCAACUGCGACCCUAUCUGGAACACGCCGGAUGUCGUGUUCCGUAGUCCAAACAUAGGCUCUUGGACCAAAGAAGCUGUUUCCUUUGAUGGGGUUGUCUUUGAUAACGCCACAGGUGCGGUCACAGAGCUAAACCUUGGUGGUGCAUGUAUCAGCGGCACCAUCCAGGCUAAUAGUAGCCUCUUCAGAUUCCAACACCUAAGGUACCUCCGUCUCUUUAUCAACCACUUUGACUCUUCCCCAUUCCCCUCCGGAUUCGGAAGACUCGCCAACUUGGAAUAUUUAGAUCUUAGCCAGAAUGGUUUUAUAGGAGAAGUUCCAUCCUCAAUCAGUAACCUAAGCCGUUUAACCUCCUUGGACCUCUCAUAUAACAAACUCACCGGUCGUUUUCCAAAUAUACAUAACUUAACCCUUCUUUCUUCUAUAGACCUUUCCUAUAAUCAGUUCUCUGACACCAUUCCUUCUUCUCUAUUCACCAUGCCUUCCCUAUGGUAUCUUGAUCUGCGCCAAAAUAAUCUUAAAGACCCUCUUGAAAACAUGACUUCUUCUCCAACCUCUAAGCUUGUGCAUCUAGACAUGGCCAAGAACCUUUUUAGUUCUCGAAUCUUAGAACCUAUCUCAAAGCUACCAAACCUCACACACCUCGACCUAUCUUUUCAAAACACAACCUACACUAUCAACUUCGAUUACUUGCCGUUCAAGUCUCUAGAGUAUUUGGAUCUUUCCGGAAACAGCGUGUCAGUGCUUAAUACCUCUUCCGAAAACUUGUCGUUUCUUAUCUUGUCCAACUGCAACCUCACCGAGUUCCCCACGUCUAUAAAGACCUUACAAAACUUGAGGGGACUAGACGUUUCCAAGAAUAGGCUCAAAGGAAAAGUGCCUGAAUGGUUAUGGAAACUUCCUUCUUUGGGAAAUGUAAAUCUCUCUCAAAACUCCUUCAGUUUCUUGGAAGGUUCUCCAGAGGUGCUCCUUAACUCGUCUCUCUCCGAGUUAGAUUUGAGUUCAAACACCUUCCACGGGUCCUUUCCUAUUAUCCCACCCACCAUCCAGGUCAUGGCUGCAUCAAAUAACUAUUUCACUGGGGACAUACCUCUUACACUCUGCAAAGCAUCUCAACUGAUACUCCUUGAUCUGUCAUACAACAACAUCAGUGGGUCAAUUCACCGGUGCUUGACAAAUGUAUCGGUGUUGAAACUCCGCAACAACGACCUCACUGGGAGACUUCCCGACAUAGAUAGUGAUUCAUUAGUACUACUUGAUGUCGCCCACAAUCAUUUAAGUGGGAAGCUUCCAAGGUCUCUUGUGAAUUGCACAAGCCUAAAGUUUCUAAAUGUGGAAGGGAAUAGCAUCAGUGAUACUUUCCCUUUCUGGCUGAAGACCUUGCCGAAACUUGAAGUCAUUGUUCUGAGAUCAAACAGAUUCCAUGGUCCCAUAUCUUCUUCUCCUGAGAGAACUCUUUCGUUUACAGCGCUGAGGAUAAUGGACAUAUCGCUUAACAACUUUGAUGGGACUAUCCCAUCAGAUUACUUUGCGAAUUUGAGUGGACCUUUGGUUAAUCCUCCUCAAGGGAAUCUUUGGCCUGAGUACAGAGGAGACUGGCACUAUAAAUAUCCGACCGAGCCGUGGUAUUAUCCUUCCAUUGAUGUUAGAAACAAAGGAAGAAACAUGGAGUUGGCAAAGAUCCCAGACACAUGCACAAUCAUUGAUUUUUCAGGAAAUGGUUUUGGAGGGAAGAUUCCAGAAUCCAUAGGUUUCUUGAAAGCUUUGAUCGUGCUGGACUUAUCUAACAACGGUUUCACAGGUCGUAUUCCGUCGUCUCUGGCCAAACUCACACAGCUCGAGUCACUGGACCUAUCUCGAAACCAACUUUCUGGAAAUAUUCCUCAAGAGAUAAGGGUCCUCACGUUCUUGGCGUACAUUAACAUGUCAUAUAACAGACUGACGGGCCAAAUACCACAGGGUACACAGAUUGGAGGGCAAUCUAAAUCCUCCUUUGAAGGGAAUAUCGAUCUUUGUGGUCUUCCGCUUGAGGAGACUUGUUUCAGGGAAACUACUGGAGUACCAUCAACACCACAGACACAAGGGAUAGAACCGACAAAGCAAGAACAAGUGUUGAACUGGAAAGCAGCUGCAAUAGGAUAUGGACCCGGAGUCUUGUUUGGAGUGGCCAUUGGACAAGCCUUUGCUUCAUAUAAACCGGCCUUGUUCUAUAAGUUGUUUCGCCUUGCCUUUGAGUUUUGAAUCAUUUCUUUUUCUUCUUUUUUCUUUUGUCGAAUCAUUUGUAUAAUAUCAGAUUUCUCUCGUGGCUUUUGGAUUUAAUAAAAGAAUAACACGAGUUUGUUUC